This is a messenger RNA of Kluyveromyces marxianus DMKU3-1042, 1581 nucleotides long. RefSeq names its product Aep2p (gene AEP2). Gene Ontology annotation, molecular function: protein binding. The transcript has a single exon. Lineage: Eukaryota; Fungi; Ascomycota; Saccharomycetes; Saccharomycetales; Saccharomycetaceae. The record is from RefSeq and is a predicted model, not a curated record. Bases 1 to 1581 code for a protein of 526 amino acids.
AUGCUUAGAAACUCAGCAUCACGAUACCCAAUUACGAGAUGCUCCUCUUUAAAAACUGUUGUCAACAGCAGGCCGUUCUCUGCUUCUACAUCGGUUUCAUCACCGCUUAAGACAACUACAUUGGAUGAUUCUCUGGAAACAUUCGUUUCAGCAUUUCCAGUCGAAACGGUUUCGGAACCCAAUAGAUAUGUGAAUAAUAAUAAUAAUACACUUACAUCUAAUGGACCAAUAAGUGUAUUGAAAUAUCUACAACAGCAGACUAAUUUGAACCCCAGGGAAGCAGCUACUUUAUUAGAAUUUUCAACUGAGAACUUCACUGCUGAAGACUACUCUACAUUUGUCAACCGUCUAUUUGACCUAUACAAGAAAGGCGAUCGGAGAUUAAAAUCUUUAAGAACUUGGAAUUCAUUAUACCAUAUUUAUCGUGUGUUCAUUGUGAAUAAUAUUGGUUUGCAGGGACUAAAUGCUAUGAUGCUUCACGAUAUGAAUGAGUUUAUCAAAAUUUUAAUGGACUUGGGGGACUUGCCAUCCGCUAGAGGUGUAUUUCAAUUGAUAUUGAAGAAUUCAGAGAACGGAGAGAUACCAAAUGAUACAGAAAUAAUAAACACCUUUCUAAGAUUAUACUGUGGUGCUUUGAAUAAUAAAUGGAGGGACGAGUCAACCAAAACACGCGCCUUCUAUCAGCAUCUCAUAUUAUCAGUCUCGAAAUCAGAAUCUAAUUCAGUAUAUUAUCCAACAAUCGGUGUACCUCAGUUUCAGUCUCUUUUAAGAAAGUUGCUAGAACAACCAGAGUACGCGACAUUAAGAAAUACCGAAAUGGAUUCCUUAAUUAUAAAAGCAUUAGGACACCAUAAGGAGGUGUCUUUCUUGAAAAAAUACUUAACACUACUUUAUGGUGUGGGGGAAAAUGGUAAAACAAUUGCGGUAGAUGCAUCCUCCCACAGACUCACUCCAGACUCAAAACUUCUAAGUUCCAUACUGAUAGCUUUUGCACAUAACAAAGAGCUUGGAUCAGGAAUACGUGUUGUUGAAGAAUUAUUAUCCAAAAAUCCUGAUAUAGCUUUAGAUGCGUACUUUUGGAGAACCCUAAUGAAGUGCAGUAUACGAAGUUGGAAUAAACUGAAAGAUAAACAGGGUACGUUACCGACCAAGGCCUGGAACAUGAUGAAAAGCUACUACACGUCUAGAGGGAAACCAGUCCCCUUUGAUAGAAAGACUAUGUUGCUCAGAUUUUACUUCGUAAAGAGCACCAAAAAUUCUGCAGCUGCAAUGGACGAUGUGAAGCAAGUCUUCCAAACCAUUUUCUAUAAAACCGAAAAGAAUACUUUUAUGGUAGAAAGAGUUGCCCUUUAUCAAUACCAGAAAUUUAUCUUAAAGGACCUAGUGGAGUGUUCAGAGAAUUCCAAAUGCAUUGAUUUCAUAAACGAAUGGAAGAUUGAUCAUGAGAAUGGCGUUUACCUCGAAAAUUACUUUAAGGAACUUACCGAAGCUAAAGCGAACGAAGAUUCAGAUGCCAAUAAACUAAAUGAUGGUGAUGACGACGACUUCAACUUCCCCAUGCUAGGAACAAAUAUUCUAUAA